GCGGGGUUGAAAAAAGUUUUUUUUGCCAUAACAGAUUGUGUAAAUGAUCCCAAUUCUUCAUUGAAUAACAAAAAAAUACCAGUUCUUCAGUUAAAUACCAAAGGUGGCGUUUGAUUGAUGUUAGGGAUGGGAUGAAGGAUAUAGGAUUUCUUGAAUAGGGCGAAGAUCUUGGCUCACGAGUUAAUUUAUAGUUAUAUUUGAGAUGCUGAAAUAAAAUAUUGAAAUAAAGAAUUGAAAUAAAUAUCUCAAUUCUCAUUCAGACUACAAAGAAUUUGUGCCUGCGUUAGUGCGUUUAACCUACAGAUUUCACGAGGCGCCUCCCAUCAGAACAAGAACCGAGAAAAAUAUAAGGGUUACGUUAUUCCCUAUCGGACCUGACGCCGGACCAGUGCCGGACAAGUGCCGGACCAUCAGCUCAGCUGCUCCACAAUCGCUUUAUCUAUUAAUCUUCUGUUCUGAAUCGGAUUUCGGGGUGUUCCUCUGUUGAACUUGGCACUUUUUUUGUAAAAUUACGAUGAUCUACUUUUUGAAUUAAGCUGGUUUAACUGCACAAAAUGGCUCCAGAAUCUGAAUAUUUUGAAAAAACUUGGUCUAAUGUAGAGAAAAUAGUUAAAGGUAUUGUUACACUUGGAAAUGUUCCUCCUACUGCAUGGGAAAGUGGAUGUAGUCAUGUGAAAUUCCUGUGCAAGGCCAAUCCCACUUUAGCUUGGCAAUUAUACGACAAAACUAAAAUGUGUUUAGAGAACCAGGUUAAAUCUCUUCUCAUUCAAGUGAAUGACAAAAGGAAAGAAGAGACUCUCACAGAAUACUACAAGCUUUGGCAGCAAUAUACCCAAAGAAUUACCCGUUUGGACAAACUCUACACACAUUUGAAUACAAAUUACUUAUGGAGACCAAAAAUUACGGAACCAGACUUCCUUUCUCUUUUCGAGAGGGGGGAUUUUGAAGAGGAACCUGAAGAAAGGAAAGAAAUUCUAGAACUAGGUAUAAAUCACGGGCUAAAAACCAAUAAAAAGUAUGGUUUUUCACGUUUUUUCCCGCGGCGCGACCCUUAAAUAUUUUUUACCCCUUGAAAUAAAAAAUACACGGAGUUUUCACAUAUCAAAGAACCCCGAUCCACAAACGCCCUUGUGAACAAAAAAAA
Molecule: messenger RNA, 1144 nt
Organism: Daphnia pulex (common water flea)
Lineage: Eukaryota; Metazoa; Arthropoda; Branchiopoda; Diplostraca; Daphniidae
Product: cullin-2-like
Exons: 2
Coding region: 555-1055 (166 amino acids)
Biological process (GO): ubiquitin-dependent protein catabolic process
Molecular function (GO): ubiquitin protein ligase binding
Source: RefSeq, a predicted model, not a curated record